This is a messenger RNA of Tripterygium wilfordii, 1592 nucleotides long. RefSeq names its product stemmadenine O-acetyltransferase-like. The transcript has 2 exons. The record is from RefSeq and is a predicted model, not a curated record. Lineage: Eukaryota; Viridiplantae; Streptophyta; Magnoliopsida; Celastrales; Celastraceae. Bases 56 to 1333 code for a protein of 425 amino acids.
CAACAAUUACAAUUGUCUAAUAGAGUUUUACGUGAAAUUUACUUAGCAGAAAAAAAUGAAGAUCGAAAUUGAAGUGACCUCUAGAGAAACAAUCAAACCAUCUUCUCCAACCCCUAAUCACCUUCACCAUUACCAACUCUCCUUCCUUGAUCAAAUAUCUCCUCCUGUCUACAACCCUCAGGCCCUCUUCUACCCAUCAGAGGUUAACAAAACCAACAUUGAAAAAUCCAACCACCUCAAGCAAUCAAUCUCUGAUGUCCUAACCAGUUUCUACCCACUGUCCGGACGCAUCAAAGACAACAUUUAUGUAGAUUGUAACGAUGAGGGUGUGCCUUACUUGGAAGCACAAGUGAAGUGCAAACUCUCAGAUGUUCUUGAGAAUCCAGUUCCAAUUGAGCUCAACAAGUUGCUUCCUUUCAAACUGGAUGAUGUUCAAGAACUACCACUAGGUGUCCAAUUCAACAUCUUCCAGUGUGGUGGAGUCGCCAUUGGAGUCUGCAUAUCACACAAGCUUGCGGAUGCCUCAUCUUUCUUGACAUUUCUGAAAAGCUGGGCUGAAACUGCUCGCGGAGAAUCUGAUAUAGUCCGUCCACAGUUCAUCUCCGCCACACUCUUCCCGCCCAAAAACAUAUCCGGGUUCGAACCAAGCACCGGAAUUACAAACCAGAACAUUGUGGCUAAGAGGUUUGUGUUCAAUGCCUCAGCAAUUGAGACUCUCAGAGCUAAAUACACUGAUCAUGUGAACUCAACCUCCGUGCCACCAUCACGCGUAGGGGCCUUAACAAACUUCAUAUGGAAUCGCUUCGUCUCUGCUAUGAACAUCGACGAAGCAGCAACCGACACAUUCUAUAUCGUGCUUCAUGCGGUGAACCUGCGUCCAAGGAUGGAUCCUCCAUUGCCCGACUCUGCAUUUGGGAACUUGUAUCGGAUUGCGAUGACCAAUCCAUUCAUGGGUGCUUGUACAAAUCUGGCUAGCCAGGUUAGAAACUCAAUAAGUAGAAUUGACAAGGAGUAUGUGAAGAGUCAGCUUCAAGAAGGGAACAAGCACCUGGAGAUGAUCAAAGACACAGCAGAGAGUUUCAAUAGAGGUAAGAUGGUGGCUUUGAACUUCACUAGCUGGUGCAGGUUUCCAUUUCAUGAAGCUGAUUUUGGGUGGGGAAGGCCUGUUUGGGUUGGCUCUGGUUGUCUUACUUUUAACAAUCUGGUUGUGUUCAUGGACACUGUGUCUGGGGAUGGGAUUGAGGCUUGGGUUCACUUGAAGGAGGAGGACAUGACAAAGCUUGAAGCUAAUGAGGAGUUGAUUGAGUUUCUUGUUGCUUCACAAGAGUGUUAAGCGAAAAUGAUAAAGAUCUCAACGAUUGAUAUCUCAGGGAUUCCAUUUAUUGAGUUAGACUCACGGGAUCCAAGUGAAUUCGUGAGCUUCACGUGUCCUACGUGAUGCACAUGAAAUCAUGUACGUACAACUCAAAAGUUGAGAUAACUAAAUACAAACUAUUGAGAGAUGCCUAUCUAGUUUGAAUGUGUGCGUGUGAUUAUGUCUAUAUAUGCAUGAAUUAAUAAUAAUGUGAACUACGUCGUUUCGAGUGGUGAUA